Myotis daubentonii (Daubenton's bat) is the source of this 429-nucleotide messenger RNA. It is a transcript of the gene CLPSL1, whose product is annotated as colipase like 1. Gene Ontology annotation, cellular component: extracellular region. Gene Ontology annotation, molecular function: enzyme activator activity. The record is from RefSeq and is a predicted model, not a curated record. Lineage: Eukaryota; Metazoa; Chordata; Mammalia; Chiroptera; Vespertilionidae. Gene Ontology annotation, biological process: digestion; lipid catabolic process.
AUGACCACCACCCGAAGAGCCAGAGGGGUGCUCUUCCAACAGAACAACGGGGAGGCUUGCAUCCAGAGCAUCAAGUGCAAGAGCAGGUGCUGCCGGCGGGACCCCUACAACUGCGAGUCGCACUGCAUCGACAAGGGGUCUGAGGACGACUGGUGCCACACGCAGGUGGCUGGGCUGGGGUGGAAAUGGGGGCUGCCGCUCAGACCUGAGGGCAGAGCAGCAGCCAGGGUCAAGGUCAAAUCUUGCCUUUCCCAGACGUUCCUCGGCCUGUAUAACGAGUGUCCCUGCCUGCCGGACCUGACUUGUAUAUUUCCGAAGAAUGUGAAAAUCUUUAAAGUUACCUACGGCCGUUGUAAGAAAAUUGUUGUAAAAAAGAAGUUAACUAAGAGAGGUUUUUUCUAAUGUGCCCUCUUCCGUGUCUCCUGCCCC